Messenger RNA from Pelecanus crispus (Dalmatian pelican), 1521 nucleotides. The record is from RefSeq and is a predicted model, not a curated record. NCBI's taxonomy places the organism in Eukaryota, Metazoa, Chordata, Aves, Pelecaniformes, Pelecanidae.
UUGGAUUGUCUCAUUGCUGCACAUUCAGAACUUCAUAAAAAGUAGGAAGUCAAGAUGAAGAGCAGGGUGACGCAAGUAAAUCAUGGUUCCAGUUAUGAAAGGAAGGAAGACUACAGUUCUCGCCGAAGAAGUUUGUCUCCAGAUGACAGGGAUAUAGAGCGUGACAGGUCUCCAUCUCCCAGAAAGAGAAGGUACUCUGAUGACAGCAGAUAUGAUCAAGAAUAUUCAAGAAGGGAAUACUAUGAUGACAGAACUUCAGAAGGAAGAAGGAUGGAAAGGGGUAGAGAGAGACACCAUGAGAAAUGGGAGGAGAGAGAAUCUGAUCGAAGGAGGCAGAGAAGAUACUCAUCACCUGAUCGUAGGAGUCCAGAGAGAUCAACAGUCCAGAGCUCACUUGCUCAUGAUGAGACCACUUCAAAGAAGAAGAAGGAAGAAGUGGAUCCAAUCCUUACUCGCACAGGUGGUGCAUAUAUUCCUCCUGCCAAGCUCAGGAUGAUGCAAGAGCAAAUCACUGAUAAAAAUAGCUUGGCAUAUCAGAGGAUGAGUUGGGAAGCCCUGAAGAAAUCAAUCAAUGGUCUUGUCAACAAAGUGAACGUUUCUAAUAUAGAAAAUAUCAUUCAUGAGCUCCUGCAGGAAAAUAUUGUUCGGGGAAGGGGAUUGCUGUCUAGAUCCAUUUUACAAGCUCAGAGUGCCUCUCCAAUUUUUACCCAUGUUUAUGCAGCUCUUGUAGCAAUUAUCAAUUCAAAGUUUCCGAAUAUUGGUGAAUUGAUUCUUAAGAGGUUGAUACUAAAUUUUCGCAAAGGAUAUCGCAGAAAUGAUAAGCAACUCUGUCUAACAUCUUCAAAAUUUGUUGCACAUUUGAUGAAUCAGAAUGUGGCUCAUGAGGUUUUAUGUUUGGAAAUGCUCACUUUGCUUCUUGAAAGGCCUACUGAUGACAGUAUUGAAGUAGCAAUUGGAUUUAUUAAAGAGAGUGGGCUCAAAUUAACAGAAGUUUCUCCUAGAGGUAUUAAUGCAAUCUUUGACCGUCUUCGACACAUUCUACAUGAAUCUAAAAUUGAUAUGCGUGUUCAGUAUAUGAUAGAAGUUAUGUUUGCUGUACGGAAGGAUGGAUUCAAAGAUCAUCCAAUCAUUCCGGAGGGAUUAGAUCUAGUGGAAGAGGAGGAUCAGUUUACUCAUAUGUUGCCAUUAGAAGAUGACUACAACCCAGAGGAUGUCCUUAAUGUUUUCAAGAUGGAUCCGAACUUUAUGGAAAAUGAAGAGAAAUACAAGAUGCUGAAGAAAGAAAUUCUUGAUGAAGGUGACAGUGAAUCUGAAGCAGAUCAAGAGGCUGGAAGUAGUGAGGAAGAUGAAGAAGAUGAUGAAGAAGAAGAUGAAGAUGGUCAGAAAGUUACUGUCCAUGACAAAACAGAAAUUAACCUGGUCUCCUUCCGUCGUACAAUUUAUCUUGCUAUUCAGUCGAGCUUAGACUUUGAAGAAUGUGCUCACAAAUUGCUGAAGAUGGACUUUCCCGAAAGUCAGACU